Molecule: messenger RNA, 2091 nt
Organism: Abrus precatorius (Indian licorice)
Lineage: Eukaryota; Viridiplantae; Streptophyta; Magnoliopsida; Fabales; Fabaceae
Exons: 6
Coding region: 690-1748 (352 amino acids)
Source: RefSeq, a predicted model, not a curated record
GUAACUGAUUAAGCGCUUCGUAUUUUUCUCUUCAAAAACAUACACAAAAAAGAAGUUACAUGUUGUCUUCUUCUUCUUUCUUUCUUCUUCUUCUUCUUCAACUCACACCUCCUCAAUUGGGUCUUUAAAAAAUCUGCAACCUUUAAUAAUUUAAAGCUUUAAAAAAAACCCAGAAGGGACAACCAUUCUUCUCCUCAUUUCCAAGCUUAAAAUACUGAGUGGGUGCAAUUUGUCAUUUUGCUUCUCCUGUGUAAAUGUCUCUCCUUUGCAAUUAUUGUUAUUGCCAAUCCCAUCACCUUCUCCUUUUCCAUUUUUUAUUUUAAUUAAUUUUCUUCUUCAUAUCACCAUCCCAUCAAACCCUUCAUGGCAUAGUGCAAAUCUCCUCUCAGAAGGAAAGUGGUAAAGUCUUUUCCCUCUCUCCCCAAAAAAUAAAAUCUCAGAUUAAACAUAAAAAAAUCAUCUUUAGUCCUUUUUUUGAGCUGGGAUGGAAAAUAUGAAUCAAUCUACCAAACAGAGUUCUUGUUUAUCACACUCCCUUAGUUGUUGCUACAUUAUGAGAGAGACUUGAGAGCUUCCUAUACAUCCAAAAAAGAAAAAAAUAUAUUAAAACCCAUUUCUCAAUCAUUCUCUUCAUUUGGGUUUUUGAGGAUUUUCUGUCACUUUCCCGGGAAAAUCUUUGAUAAACGACAAUGCCCUCUUCCACCACCUCCUCCUCUUCCUCCACAACAUCAUCAAUGUCGUGUUGCUCCGCAAGUUCUCCUUCCAAUCUGGAACGCUUUCUUCAAUGUGUCACUCCUCUUGUUCCUUCACAGACUCUACCUCAGAGUUGCUUCAAUGAUCUAAAUAGUCUCUGGCAACCUCUUGGUAAGGACACAAUUGAAUGCUUCACCCUGAAAGAUCUGUGGGAUUGCUAUUAUGAAUGGAGUGCAUUUGGUGCUGGUGCUCCUGUGAUGUUAGAGGAUGGUGAUACCGUAACUCAGUACUAUGUUCCAUAUCUAUCUGCUAUCCAAAUCUACAGCAACAAGUCUGUUUCAGCUUCUCGGAAUCGGAGAGAGGACAGCGAUGGAGUCGAAUUUGAAAGUGAUUCAUGGAGCGAUGAUAGUGGUAGUGAUAAGCUAUCUAGAUCGUUAAGUGACAAUUCUAGCAAAGCUUGGGAUGCUGUUUCUGAGGACUCAAGCUGUGACCAAGAAGGUUCAUGGCCAUCAAGGGAUAAGCUUGGCUACCUUUACUUACAAUAUACUGAGAUGGCUUCGCCUUACUCAAGGGUGCCACUUAUGGAGAAGAUACCUGAAUUAGCUAGAAGCCAUCCGGCAUUAAUGACAUUGAAGAGUGUGGAUCUUUCCCCCGCUAGUUGGAUGGCUGUUUCUUGGUACCCAAUUUAUACGAUCCCAAGUCGAAAAAAUGAAAAGGACUUGGAAGCAUGCUUUCUCACUUUCCAUACAUUGUCAUCAUCUUUCCAAGAUUGUGCAAUGGAGUGUGAUGACUUUGACAUAGGGAAUGAUCUAUCUUGUUCCAUGGGUUGGGAAAGUAAUGUUGGAGAGAAAUACAAGAAAAAGGAAAGUGGCUAUGUAUCUCUCCCUCCUUUUGGGCUAGCCACUUACAAAAUGCAAGGAGAUCUUUGGCUAAACCCUGAGCCUUAUGACAAUGAAAGGAUAUCCUAUUUGUACAGUGCGGCAGACUCAUGGUUGAAACAACUCAAUGUCCAUCACCAUGACUUCAUCUUCUUCACAUUACACUCUACCGUGUAAAUUGCUUCCUGUCCAUCUUUAACUAAGCGUGUGAUUGGUUUCACGUUUGAAUGACCAUAGAUCCAUGUUUACUUGAACGUUGAACGUUACUGGUUGUAACUUCUGCGGUGGAUCUACCUUUGUAAGGAUUUCAAUGUGUUUCCAAACACACAUUAACUACCCUUUGUUUAGCUUUCAACUCUGACACCGGAAAAAGAUAAAAAAAAGGUACCCCUUUGGUGCAAUUCUGAGAUAAACAUUCAGAAACUGAGGAGUUAUAUCUCAAAAGAGUGUAUAACACCAAACAAUGUAAAAUUUUGCUAAUGGGGGGUGAGUUUUUCUUUUUUACUUACCAUUUUUGUUU